UUCACUUUCAUAAACUGGUUGUGUAUUUCUGGAAUUCAGGGCGGGUCCCACUGUACAGACAGGGACGCUGCGCAUAUAACCACUUUUCUCUGUUUCAUAUCUAAGGGGCUUCCUCUGACACCUCUAGAGAAGGAAUCCAAUACUGUCCUGCUGGGCUAGCAAUAUUCUGAGGACUGUUACGAACCCUAGGAUUCUUAGCUGAAAUCAUUUUGCAGUCACUGUCUUUGUCUUGCAGUCCCUGCUGGAAGAUGAGGUUUUUGCAGCUAUGUCUGCUAUUGCUUCUGAGCUACAUUCACAAGGGAACUGCGCUUACAUGUUCGGACAGGAAAUACCUGAAAGAUGGGGAAUGUUGCAGUCUGUGUAGUCCAGGAAAAAGAAUGUCCCAGGAGUGUGAUACAGACUCAGAAACAGUUUGUGAAAACUGCAGAAAUGGAGAGUUCCAAGACAAAUGGAACAGAGAGAGCACUUGCCACCAACAUGCCUACUGUGACCCAAAUGCUGGGAAGGAGCAAGUGACUGAGGGCACUACUGAAAGGAAUGUUGAAUGUCAGUGUCAGAAUGGGAGACAUUGUUCUGGCCCAACAUGUGAGAUUUGUCUACAGAAUACACCUUGUAGCCCUGGAUAUGGAGUCACACAAAAAGCAACAAACACUUCUGACACUCAAUGUUCUCCAUGUGCAGAGGGGUCGUUCUCUAAUACCACAUCUUACAAAGAUCCAUGUAUUAUAUGGAAAAGUUGUGAGAAUGAAGAGGAAGAACUAUUACCUGGAAACAGCACCAGAGACAAAGUUUGUAGGAUGAAGUCACACAGGAACCACAUUUUGAUUAUUGUAGGCAUUCUGAUAUUUGUUACCAGUCUGAUAAUAGCUGCAACGUACCUUCUUAGAAACAAAUGCAGGAUUUUCCAGACGAAAAAAGAAAAGCAACAGGUACCACAAAUGAAUGGCCAUAAGCUAGUUCCCACAGAGGACAAUGAUCCUGAGGCUGGCCCUAUAGAAGAUUGCUACCCUUUGGCAGAUACCAGCGCACAAGGACAUCCCGUGGCUCAGGAAGUGGGAAAGGACAGCCACAUGUCACAGGAAGAACGAUAGCAAUUGUUGUAUGAAACUUUUAUGUGAAUUGACUCUCCAGGAUCUGCAGCGUACCAUGGCUGAAUGUUGUACCUGAUAUGUUGGGUGUUUUAUUGCAAUGAGCCAAGGGUGGCAGCUUUCCACAUGCCUCAGUUUGUAGGUUGCUGCCGUUCACAUUUUAGUUUAAUAAUAUAUUAAUCAAGGCCUAAUUCAAGACACCAGAAUAUGACUAAUGACUCACCUGGAUGUUUGGCCUUGUAUAAUGAGAAUGAUAGAAGUUCAUAAGUCCAUAUUCCGUUCAUUUCAGUGCCUCAUUUUAACUGCAAAAAUAUCAGUUGUGUUAAUAAUAUUUCAGAAGCGGAAAGAGACCAUUCUGCCAGAUAUAUACAGAGAGCAGUCGUUAGAUGUCUUUAGCCCACUUCUUAAAGCAGUACACGAAUAACUGGCUAAGUAGUGGUUGCGAUCAAUAAGAAGACAAUAGCAUGAUUCAUGGCUGGCUGCAUUAUACAAGAACCUAUGCUCCCUUUUAAAUAUUCAAAAGCUAUAGCAGCCUAGUCCUGAUUCAGAAUCCUUAUGAGAUUGGUGGAUGUUAGAGUUAAAAACUACCGUGAUGUAUUUGUAUUUACUGCAAAUGUUACUCUGCAGGCAGACUGCCCACUUCAGCAUUACCUAUUCAAUCCUAUAAUCUUUUUUUUGUGUGUCACAUUCAGUAUCGCUGUACUUGCUAAUAGGGAAAAGUGUUUAUUGUUAAUUGGACAAGUGUGUAGUAUUUUAUUGCAUUCACAUAUUAACCAGGUGUCUGUGAUCUCAAAUAUAAGACAUUAGGCAAUUGCCUAUAAAUUCUUCCAAGUCAAAGGUUGUUGGUCUACUAUUUGGUGGCACUGUAUAAAGUGCCAUAUUUACUGGACAUAAAGGGUUUCUAUAGUUAUACUCUAAACACUAAAACAGUCCUAUUUGAACUGAAAGAAUUCUCCCUAGGACUAUCUAUGCCUACAAACAAGGUCGGACUGGCGCAUUGGGGGCCCAGCGGGGCUGGCAGUAACUGGCCCCCUCCCAACCUCGAAACUCCAGGGCCUGCCAGCGAAUGCGUGAACACGGGAAAGAUGCUCCGCAUGCAUGCAAUGCGUCCGACGGCAGCCAAUGGGCCAGCUGAUCGGGGAACAGGUCUGAUCCUGCCUACAAAUACUUGAAUUAGUCCACCUAUUUAUUUGUAGACUUGGGAAGAACUGGGGAAGGUCAUGCCUGGAAGAGUAGAUUGAUUAAGUCCAACCUAAGGCUGAUUACCUCUGUAAUAUUGCCUCAACCAGUGCCUUCUACAGCCAUUCAGCAUCACGCUUCUGUAAAAUCUCAGCUCAUCAUGGCAGCUAGCAAAUGCCCCUCAAAGAGCUACACAUGUGGGCCCAAGUGGGCUAAUGUAACUUGUAGAGUUUCAGGAAGCAAUAAAUAUUAUGCAGAGCGCUUCAUCAGAAAAUACUAGGGCUGAGAUAAGUAUCCCCAUAUCUCCAUUAUGGGGUUAAGUUAGACAACACCCCUGUAAUUGGGAAGAUUGCCUGCUGUGUUUGUUUUCACUUGUGGAAAAGAAUGGUGAAUUUUUGCAGCACUGACCUCUAAAAUUCAAAGUGCCCCUUAUGUUCCAUGUAAAACAGAUCUUACAACCUUAGUAGGUUUGCAAAAUGAAGGCAAAGCUGUCAGGAUAAACAAGCGAGAAUAAAAGUAAUGGUAGUUUUGCCUCUGCACUUUCCCAGCUUAAUCAGAAAGCCAUACUUAGCCAUCUGAAAGAAUGCGUGCCCUGCUCUAUGGAGCCAGUCAUUGAAGGAGAAAUAUUUGCCCAUUACAUAUAUUUCUUGCCCGCUGAUCCAGACAACUGUGAAUUACAUAAAUCACCUUAACUGCCGGUAGUGGAAACAGUAAUGAUUCAUCUUUGGUUUGUUUCACACUUCAUGCAGUACAUUCAGUUUCAAGGCUGACUGAGUUGAGAAUAGGUCCAAAGCAACAAAAACUUGCUCUAUGUUUCCCUUAAAAAACAAUGAAUUGCAUAAGGCUGCUUAUCACUGCUUCAGUACUAAAACAAAUGUAUUCUAAAUAUUUAGAUGUACACAACUCAGCAUGUUUAUCAACACACAGUGAACCUUAAAGCCCUACACAACUCAGCAUGGCUACCACCACACAGUGAACCCUAAAGCCUUUCACAACUCAGCAUGAUUCCGUUACACAGUGAACCCAAAAAUUAUAUAAACUGCUUCUGAAACAAAGAUACAUUACAGGAUAAUUGUGCAUUAUUUUAAAUGUGUAAUAUAUGACCCACAUUAUUAAGACAACUGCUGGUCCAAUAUCUCACUGCAGAACCAGGGGCAAUAAUUUGAAAGUGGCUGCUAUAACCACCUUCCUUCUGGGAAGAUGUUGCACUAGACGUUGGAACAUUGUUGGCGGAUUGACUUCAGCCACAAUAAGUUUGGGAACUUUACAAUAUGGCAGCUAACAUUGCGUCUCGUGAUGAUAGCCUUGGGGGUGGCUUGUCAAUGAGUUCAACUCUUAACAAAUAGCUCUUGGGCUGAUGUUGCUUCCAGAGACAGUUUGGAACUCAGCAGUGAAUGUUCCAAGGUUGCAUAAGCCAAAGUUUUAAGACUUUAAAAUUUGGCCACAUAUUCCAAAAGAUUCUUUGUUGAACUUUUACCUUUAAAUCUUUUAUUUUCUGUUUCCUCCCCCAUUUUAUUACCCACAGUAUUAAUGAAGUUUGGUCAAGCACUGUCUUACAUAUGAGAUCUGUGGGAUGAAUGCAUUUUGCAACAAAAUAUACAUGGCAGUAGCUGAGGGUGGUGGAAUAGAGGGCGUGUUAUACAAAAGAUACACAUGUCAUAUGUUUGAGGAACAUACAGUGGUUGACAAUUGAAGUCUGAAGUCCUAAAUCUCCCUUUUUUAUUGUUAUAUUACAAAUGUGAACAAAUAAAUAUGCUUUUUACAGUGAA
Molecule: messenger RNA, 4036 nt
Organism: Xenopus laevis (African clawed frog)
Lineage: Eukaryota; Metazoa; Chordata; Amphibia; Anura; Pipidae
Gene: cd40.S
Product: CD40 molecule, TNF receptor superfamily member 5 S homeolog
Exons: 9
Coding region: 249-1091 (280 amino acids)
Biological process (GO): positive regulation of multicellular organismal process; regulation of immune response; intracellular calcium ion homeostasis
Cellular component (GO): CD40 receptor complex; plasma membrane; external side of plasma membrane
Molecular function (GO): signaling receptor activity
Source: RefSeq, a predicted model, not a curated record